AUGAAGAAAGAGGAGAGUGAUCAAAGACUCAGUCAGAAGAACAACAUCAUGAUCGUUUUUCUCUGGAUAAGCUUCAAUCUUAUUCUGGUUUCAGGUAAUGGAAUAAUGACUCUCUUCACAUAUUUGUUCUUUGUACUUGUGGAGUUAGUUUGGUUUUAAAAGGUUUGUUUACAUUUUUUGAGCUUGGUUUUUGUCAGUGAUUAUAUAUUGUUGCCGUUUCUGCAGGUUCCUCUGACGGAAAAGAAGUCAUCCAGAAGCCAGAGGGAAUUUUCAGCAAACUGGGACCAUCAGUCAAAUUAACCUGCAGACAUGAAAUUGAUACCUACAACCAGAUCUACUGGUACAAGCAGGUGAAGAGUAAAGAGAUGCAGUUCCUUGGGAACAUGGUUGGAAGUAGUGCUAAACCUGAGGAUGAAACAGUGAAGAUCGAGGGGAACGCAAAUGCAAAUAAAAACUGCACAUUGACAAUUUUAGCGGUUGACCUGAACAGCAGUGCAGUGUAUUUCUGUGCUGCUAGUACACAAUGCUUCAUAUCUUUGCUUCUCAAUACAAAAACCCUCUGA
Xyrichtys novacula (pearly razorfish) is the source of this 563-nucleotide messenger RNA. The record is from the annotation of a GenBank genome assembly. NCBI's taxonomy places the organism in Eukaryota, Metazoa, Chordata, Actinopteri, Labriformes, Labridae.